UGGCAGGGGCGUGCUGCGGGGCCCGGUGCUUUCCGCUGCACGCCCCUUGGAGCCGGGGUCCCUGCUCGUCGCGGAGCCGCUAGCUCCCGAGCCGCGCCGCUGGUAGCGGUCGGUGAAAGCCCAGCUGGCCUGACCCUCUUCGUUUCUUUCCCCGGAGCGGCGCCGGAGAUGCUCAUCCACAUGGAUCAGAAGGAGGAACUGCGGUUGUCCCGCUCCUGCGAAGGGAAGAGUGCUCUGAGCGGCACCUCAGCUGAUGGUGGGAUUGUGAGCACAAAUGAAGACAAUGCCCAUCAAGGCAUCCCCCGGCCAGUGGAGCCCAAGGGUUUCUGCUCAGGACUCUCCGAGGAGAACAGUUCCCAGGGUCCUGCACAGGACCCUGUUCUGCCACGCAGGUCCGAAAGGAUUCAGAGUUCUCUGGGGAAGAGGCCAAGCCGAGCGGCACUGUGUGGAAAAAGCUCCAGGAGGCUGCCGGAUGUUAUCCAGCAGAGAAACCGUUCCAUGGGGAAACUGACGAUACAUGGGGAGUGCGGGAAGAGUUUCCAGAUGAACUCCAACCUCAUCCAGCAUCAGAGAAUCCACACCGGAGAAAAACCCUUCUCCUGCACCGAAUGUGGGGAGAGUUUCCAGCACCGGUCACAUCUCAUCCAGCACCAAAGGAUCCACACAGGGGAGCGGCCCUAUGAGUGCUCCGAGUGCGGGAAGAGCUUCAGUGUGAGCUCGAAGCUGAUCCAGCACCAGGUAACCCACACGGGGGAGAAGCCCUACACGUGUGCCGAGUGCGGGAAGAGCUUCUUUAGGAACUCUCAGCUCGUCCUGCACCAGCGGGUGCACACUGGGGAGAAACCCUACGAGUGCGUGACCUGCGGGAAGAGUUUCAGCGUGAACUCAGCCCUGACACAACACCAGUGGGUGCACAACAGGGAGAAGCCCUACAAGUGUGCCGAGUGUGGGAAGAGCUUCUCCCAGAGCUCGAAGCUCAUUCAGCACCAGCGGGUGCACACGGGGGAGAAACCCUACGAGUGCAGCACCUGCGGGAAGAGCUUCAGCUUGUCCAUAGCCUUGACACGACACCAGCGGGUCCACACUGGGGAGAAACCCUACGUAUGCAGGACCUGCGGGAAGAGCUUCAGCGUGAGCUCAACUCUGACACGACACCAGCUUGUCCACACUGGGGAUAAGCCCUAUGAGUGCUCAGAGUGCGGCAAGAGCUUCAGCGUGAGCUCAAAGCUGAUCCAGCACCAGGUAACCCACACUGGGGAGAAGCCCUACAAGUGUGCCGAGUGCCCGAAGAGGUUCUAUGAGAACUCACAGCUUGUCCGGCACCAGCGGGUGCACACUGGGGAGAAGCCUUACAAGUGUGCUGAGUGCGGGAAGAGCUUCUCUGACAACGUGCAGCUCAUCCGGCACCAGCGGGUCCACACCGGGGAGAGGCCCUACGCCUGUGCCCACUGUGGGGUCAGCUUUCGACAGAGUGGCCACCUCACCGAGCACCUGCGCAUCCACACCGGGGAGCGUCCCUACGUCUGUGCUGAGUGUGGAAAGGGCUUCAGAGCGAGCUCGGCGCUCUUCCGGCACCAGCAGACCCACAGGGGUGGGGAGCCCUAGGUGGGGGGAGUUUGGGGAGCAGUGAGGUCUGAUACCCUGGGAGCAAAGCCCGGUGUCUCCCACUCCCAUUGACCACCCUGCUUGUGGAGGGUGAAAGCAGUUUCUUCCUAGGAGAAUGAGCCCUCAGAGAUGAAGAAGGGGAGAGGUGGUGGAGGGAGCUGAUUGGAGGUUUGGGGCAGGUGCCAGGAGGAAGGUGCGUGACUCUUUUCAGUAGUGGGCAGCCCCAGGAUGAGGAGCCGUGGGCAUGAACUGAAACAGAAGAAGUUUCACCUGGACAUGAGAAAGAACU
Molecule: messenger RNA, 1894 nt
Organism: Pezoporus flaviventris
Lineage: Eukaryota; Metazoa; Chordata; Aves; Psittaciformes; Psittacidae
Product: zinc finger protein OZF-like
Exons: 3
Coding region: 169-1605 (478 amino acids)
Biological process (GO): negative regulation of transcription by RNA polymerase II; regulation of immune system process; regulation of cytokine production
Source: RefSeq, a predicted model, not a curated record